AUGAAGCCGUCUACGGAGCAUCGCGAUACCAUUGAAGCACACAAUGACUCGGCUCUGCAGCAUGCUGCUGAGAAGGGUCAGGUUGCUACCGACAAAUAUGGCCAACCUCUAGUCGAAUAUGACCCCGCCGCGGAGCGUCGUCUGUGCCUCAAAAUCGACCUUCAUAUCGUCCCUACAGUUGCAAUUCUUUACCUGUUUUGCUUCAUCGAUCGAGCCAAUAUUGGCAAUGCGAAGAUUGCCGGCUUCGAGAAGGACCUUGGAAUGACAGGAUACGACUACAACAUCCUCAUCACCACCUUUUACAUCUCCUACAUCGUCUUCGAGAUCCCCUCCAACAUCCUCUGCAAGUGGCUCGGCCCCGGUUGGUUCCUCCCCAUCAUCACGCUGCUCUUCGGCGUCGCAUCUCUGGGUACGGCAUUUGUCAACAACAUGUCCCAGGCCGCUGUUGUGCGCUUCCUGUUGGGCAUUUUCGAAGCGGGAAUGAUGCCCGGUAUCGCUUACUAUCUUUCUCGAUGGUAUCGUCGUGCUGAGCUUGUUUUCCGUCUUUCGCUGUACAUCGUCAUGGCACCACUUGCUGGAGCUUUUGGCGGUCUUUUGGCUUCGGCGAUCCUCAGUCUCGAUCAUUUUGCCGGUCUUCAUCGAUGGAGAAUGAUUUUCGCCAUUGAAGGAAUCAUCACGAUCGGUCUCGCUGUGAUCGGUUUCCUAACCCUUACUGAUCGCCCAGCCACGGCUCGUUGGCUGACACAGGAAGAAAAGGACCUUGCGAUUGCCAGAGUCAAGUCUGAACGCGUUGGAAGCACGGCGGUUCUCGACAAGAUAGACAAGACCAAGCUUCAUCGUGGACUUUGGUCUCCCAUCACGCUCAGCACUUCCAUCAUCUUUCUGUUCACCAAUAUUACGGUUCAGGGCCUUUCGUUCUUUCUGCCAACGAUUAUCAAGACAAUCUACGAGGACAAGACGACGAUUCAACAGCAACUUUAUACCGUUCCCCCGUAUGCUGUCGGUGCAUUCUUCACGCUUUUCUUCCCCUACCUGAGCUGGAGGAUGGAUAAGCGACAAAUCUUCUUCAUCAUUACUGCUCCGAUAUGCAUGGUCGGCUAUGCCAUGUUUCUGGGAUCAAAGGACCAGAUGGUCCGCUACGGCGCAACCUUCCUCAUCGCUUCAUCCGUCUUCUCGCAUGGAGCCCUUAGCAACGCUCAAGUUUCGGCAAACGUGGUCAGCGAUACAGCCCGCAGCGCAGCCAUUGGUAUGAACGUCAUGUUGGGUAAUGUGGGUGGCUUGGUUUCCAGCUGGUCAUUCCUCCCCUGGGAUGCACCCGAUUUCCACAUCGGAAACGGCCUGAACCUGGCCACCUCUGGUACUAUUCUUGUCCUUAGCACUGCGACUCUUUGGUGGAUGAUGAGGGAUAAUAAGAAGAGAGAGGGGUGGAACAUUGAGGAGGAACUUCAGGGCUUGUCUCAGGAGGAGAUUGAGGACUUGGACUGGAAGCACCCUGCAUUCCGCUGGAGGCCUUAA
Messenger RNA from Fusarium keratoplasticum, 1515 nucleotides. Its product is annotated as MFS domain-containing protein. Bases 1 to 1515 code for a protein of 504 amino acids. Gene Ontology annotation, biological process: transmembrane transport. Lineage: Eukaryota; Fungi; Ascomycota; Sordariomycetes; Hypocreales; Nectriaceae. The record is from RefSeq and is a predicted model, not a curated record. Gene Ontology annotation, molecular function: transmembrane transporter activity. The transcript has 3 exons. Gene Ontology annotation, cellular component: membrane.